AUGCCGAAGCCGGAUGCGAAGAACAUCCGAAGGACGGUGACUCUGUCCGUGAAGAGCAUGGCAUCCAUCGCUGGAGAGGCAGAGGAGCCGGACGCCAGGAGGUUCCUGCUUGGGACGGCGAAGCGGAGUUUGGACGAGGCUUUCGGAGCGACGGACAAGCCGGCCGAGAAGGACAAGAAGAAAAAAAAGAACGACAAGAAGAAGGACAAAAGCAAGAAGAAGAGAAAAGGCAAGAAGUCGAGCUAUGGCUUCUAUCCGAUACAGCUCCGAGGCAGCUCCAGCGACUCCUCGUCUGACGAGGAGAGCGAGUCGGAGCCAGACCAGGAGGACUUCACAGAUGCCGCCGCGACCUUCGGUUUGGGCAAGCGGGACAUGGCGAGGGCUAUGGAUGCGACGACCCUGAUCGACCUUGAUGCUCGGCCCACAGCCCUGGUUUUGGCCAACGUCACCCCGUUGGUCAUUGCCAACGACAUUUUCGAGAUGGGCGGUGAGUUGAAUUCCGUGUUGGCCAAGAAGAACCGGGCAAAGAAAGAGCAGGAGGAUGCAACUUUCCAGGUGCUCGUCACCGGCCGCCCGGCUUCGUCGAUCCGGCUAUGUGCUGCCAAGUCCCUCGGGGAUUGCUCUGCCGUGCUCCGCGGCCUCUACAAGAGGAAGUAUCCUGGUGGCAAGGAUGCCUGGAACAAGGCACUGGAUGGGAUGCUGAAGGACGCACGCGAGGUGCUCCUGCUCGCAGCUUCGGAUGACCUGAAGAAGCAGAUGCAGCAGGGCGAGAAGCCCAAGAAGCCCGAGAAGAACCCAAAGGUGGCUCCGACCAGCAAGGGCUCCAGGGUGAACAGGAAAGACGAGCCAGACCCGGAGCUGUCUGAGAAUGAGAAGGAGGAGUCGAUCCCCAGCCCCUCCGGUGCACCGUAUGUCGGGUCUCCGUCGGAGCAGGAGGAAGAGGACGACGACAAUGAUGUGUUCUCCGGCGGCUUUGCUGUGGCCACCGAGAAGGCAACCGGCCUGGACGCCCUGCUGGAGAAAGUGACUCCGAAGAUCAAAUCUGUUGUGGAGAUGUUUGACAAGGCCGUGCUGGAGACUCUGCCAGCAGACCUCUCGGAGCUGUCUUCGUGUCCUGGUUGCACUCUGGCUGAUUUCAGCUAUUGGAUGCUUUGCCUCGAGAAGGAGGCCUUGACUGAGAUGGAUCACUUCAAGCUGGGUGCCCUUUCUACGAAUCUGGGGCCUGGCAAGGGCUUCUUCAUGAAGAUGUCUCUGAGGGCCCGAAAGGUCUUUGAUGAAUGGGCUGCCAAGAUCCCUGGUGUGGUAGCUGCACGCAGGCUGCACUAG
Messenger RNA from Symbiodinium sp. CCMP2592, 1326 nucleotides. NCBI's taxonomy places the organism in Eukaryota, Dinophyceae, Suessiales, Symbiodiniaceae. The record is from the annotation of a GenBank genome assembly.